Molecule: messenger RNA, 2759 nt
Organism: Dama dama (fallow deer)
Lineage: Eukaryota; Metazoa; Chordata; Mammalia; Artiodactyla; Cervidae
Gene: SERPINB11
Product: serpin family B member 11
Exons: 9
Coding region: 451-1683 (410 amino acids)
Biological process (GO): negative regulation of endopeptidase activity
Molecular function (GO): serine-type endopeptidase inhibitor activity
Source: RefSeq, a predicted model, not a curated record
AGCUGGGGGAAGGGGAGACCUGUGUGUGGAAACCGCAGAGACGAUUCCUGAGCUCAGCCCUGCUGCUCUUAGGGCUCCUCCUGGUUACGUGUGUCCUGACCCCCGGACACUGGCGGUCAGAGACCCCUGAGCUGAGACUGGUGGGCUGAGCGAGGGUGGAGUCUGCUGGGGUCUGAUGGGGGAGCUGAGUCUAAAGAAGGAAACGGCAGGAGAGAAGACCCAGCGUGAAAAACGACAGACAUGAGGAAUGAGAGCGCCCAGUCAAGGCUGCGUCACGGGCGCUGCCAGAGAGCGGGAGGGCCUCGGGCCGGAGCAGGGUGGACGUCUUUGGGCUCAAAGAGAAAGGACUCUGAGCCCAGAGAGUCAAGGAGCCCCGGCUGGGCCUGGAGGAAGCCCAGGGGACAAAGUAAGAGGGGGCAGUUCUGACAGAGGACGAGCUGCACGCCGCCGAUGAAGAGAAGAGCUCCGUGGAGAGCGUUCUCACGUGGUAGGGCUUUGCCUAAAAUGGAUGCCCUCAGCACAGCAAAUGUUGAAUUUUGUCUGGAUGUGUUCAAGGAGCUGAACUAUAACCACGCAGGAGACAAUGUCUUCUUCUCCCCGCUGAGUCUUCUUUAUGCUCUUAGUAUGAUCCUCCUGGGGGCCAGAGGGAGCAGCGCGGAGCAGAUGCAGAAGGUGCUUCACUUUAAUCAUAUUAUAGAAUCAUCAGGACCAGAGUUCAGGGACUUGGCUAAGUGCAGCCGAGCUGGAAGGAUUCACUCAGAGUUAGGAGUCCUUUUCUCCCAGAUCAAUCGGUCAGACUCUAACUAUAUCCUCAGCAUCGCCAACAGACUCUACGGGACAAAGGCGAUGGCAUUCCAUGAGCAAUACUUACACUGUUCUGAGAAAUUGUAUCAAGCCAGGCUGCAAACUGUUGAUUUUGAACGGUCUGCUGAAGAAACAAGGAAAACCAUCAAUGCUUGGGUUGAAAGCAAAACUGAUGGAAAAGUCACUAACCUCUUUGGAAAAGGCACGAUUGAGCCCUCCUGUGUCAUGGUCCUGGUAAAUGCCAUAUAUUUCAAAGGACAAUGGCAGAAUAAAUUUCAGGAACGAGAGACAUUUAAAACCCCUUUUCAGUUAAGUAAGGGUAAAAGUGUAACUGUGGAGAUGAUGUAUCAGACUGGGAAGUUUAAACUGGCCCUCAUCGAGGAACCACAGAUGCAGGUUUUGGAGUUGCCCUAUGUCAACAACACACUCAGUAUGAUCAUUCUGCUUCCAGUGGGCACGGCUGACGUAGACCAGGUAGAAAAGCAGCUGAACUCGAAGACCUUUCAGGAAUGGACCAGCCCAUCCAACAUGGUGGAGAGGGACGUGGAAGUGCAUCUCCCGAGAUUCAAACUGGAGAUCAAGUACGAGCUUAAUUCCUUGUUAGAGUCCCUCGGGAUGACAGACAUCUUCAGCCAGGUCAAAGCAGAUCUUUCUGGAAUAUCACCAGUCAAGGGCCUCUUUGUAUCAAAGGUCAUCCACAAGUCCUAUGUGGAGGUCAACGAGGAGGGCACGGAGGCAGCCGUGGCCACUGGCAACGUUCUGGCAGUAAAAAGACUUCCCGUCCGAGCUCAGUUCCUGGCGAACCGCCCCUUCCUGCUCUUCAUCAGGCACUUUCACACCAACAUGAUUCUCUUCUGCGGCAAGCUGGCCUCUCCCUGAGCAGAGUGGGUGGAGCAAGGCUCAGGGUCACAGAGGAGACGCAGCGACCAGCCAGGACUAAAAGCGGUCCAUACCUCACCCUCCUCCAUGCCUCAGUUUGCUUCUCUGCAGAAUCGGUCUAGGGCAUCUCCCAGCUUAUCCCACGAGUUGGUGAAGCCUCAGAUGAUGGCCAUCAUGGAAGAAGCUAUAACUACAAACAAGCCUCUCUGUCUGUUUUAUCUUUGGGGCCUCGUUUAAGUGCUAUCCAGGUGAUAUGAUCCAGUCAGUGGGAAAUAGUUUAGAAGAUUAGAUUUUCUUGACUUGUUUGUAUCAGUGAGCUCUUGGUUAAGUGGCCAUUUUACCUGAAGACCAAUGUAAGGGCUUCAACUUUGGCUGGGUCUUAAAAUCUGUUAUUUUCCUUGUAUAUGUAAAUAUAACAUCAUGAAUUCUGUAUUGACUAUAGUAAAUACAUGAAAUGCCUUGAAUUCCUGGAGGAUUGUUAGUACUCUGCAGUAGCUCAAUACACAUGAGAAAAGACUAUGGAUAAGUGGAAGUCUGAUUCAGUGCAGGUUUUAGGAGAAUCUUUGGCUAAAUCUUUUUAGGCUCUAAACUGAAUCAGAUUUUUCUUUCCCUCCCUCUCUCCUUCCAUCCUUCUCUUUCUUUCUCAAUAGUGUUUAGUUGUUCAGUCGCUAAGUGUGUCCAACUCUUCUGCUACCCAUGGACUGUAGCCCGCCAGGCUCCUCUGUCCAUGGGAUUUUCCAGGCAAGAAUAUUGGAAUGGGUUGCCAUUUCCUUCUCCAGGGGAUCUUCUCAACCCAGGGAUAGAACCUGUGUCUUAUGCAUUGGCAGGUGUAUUCUUUACCUCUAAACACCAGGAAGCGCUCAAUAUUCACAAUAAUGCAGUGAGUAAAAUUCACAACAGAAAAAACCAGACAUCAAUCAGAAUAUUUUAUUAGAAAAAUUUCUUAGGGACUUCCCUAGUAGUCCAGUGGUUAAGAUUCGGAGCUUCCACUGCAGGGGGCAUGGGGUUUGAUCCCUGGUCAGGAAAGUAAGACCCUGCAUGCUGUUAGAUGUGGCCAAAAAACCAAAAUAAAAUAA